Molecule: messenger RNA, 2058 nt
Organism: Lycium barbarum (goji berry)
Lineage: Eukaryota; Viridiplantae; Streptophyta; Magnoliopsida; Solanales; Solanaceae
Exons: 6
Coding region: 1-2058 (685 amino acids)
Biological process (GO): DNA integration
Molecular function (GO): nucleic acid binding
Source: RefSeq, a predicted model, not a curated record
AUGAGUUGGUUGGCUCUUUAUCACGCGAUUCUGGACUGUCAUGCCAAGACAAUCACGUUAGCUAUGCCUGGCAUUCCGAGAUUAGAGUGGAAGGGUGCUCCAAGAUCUGCUCCUAAGAAGAUUAUAUGUUUCCUUCGGGCAAAAAAGUUGGUAGUUAAAGGGUGUUUGGCUUACUUGGCGCAUAUCCGGGAUACGCGUGCGGACAUUCCUUCCUUGGAGUCGGUACUUGUAGUUAGUGAGUUUGCGGAGGUCUUUCUCAUAGACUUACUUGGUAUGCCACCUGAUCGUGAUAUAGAUUUAUGCAUUGAUUUGGAGCCAGGCACUCGGCCUAUUUCUAUUCCACAGUACCAUAUGGCUUCGACAGAGUUGAGGGAGUUGAAGGAGCAGUUACAAGACUUGUUGAGUAAGGGAUUCAUCGACCUAGAAGAACAUGAGAAGCCUUUGAGGAUAGUACUUAGGUCAUUGAAGGAUAAGAAGUUGUAUGCCAAAUUUUUCAACUGUGAGUUCUGGCUCAAUUCUACGGCAUUUUUGGGGCUUGUAGUGUAUAAGGAUGGGGUUAUGGUGGAUCCCAAGAUUGAGCUAGUUAGAGAAUGGGCUAGGCCUACUUUGGUUAUUGAUUCAGAGCUUUAUAGGCUUAGCAAGUUCAUGAAGGGUAAAGACUUUAUUGUCUAUUAUGAUGCUUCUCGGAUUGGUUUGGGUUACGUGUUCAUGCAAAAGGGUAAGGUGAUUGUAUAUGCUUUGAGGCAGUUUAAGGUCCAUGAGAAGAACUACCCUACUCAUGACUUAGAUUUGGCGGCGAUAGUAUUUGCUUUGACGAUUUUGACACAUUACCUGUAUGGAGUCUACUGUGAGGUAUUCACGGAUCAUCAUAGUCUUGAGCAUGUGUUCAAUCAGCGGGAUCUGAAUUCGAGGCAGCGUAGGUGGAUGGAGUUGCUCAAGGAUUAUGAUAUCACCAUUCUUUUUCAUCCGAGAAAGGUAAAUGUGGUAGCUGAUGUAUCGAGCCGAAAGGGAGUGAGUAUAGGUAGCUUGUCGCAUCUGAUUGUUGGGGAGCAUCCCUUAGUUAUGGAGGUGCAAUCUUUGGCUAAUAGUAUAGUGAGACUUGAUAUUUCAGAACCUAGAUAUGUUCUAGCUUGUGUUGAGGCUAAUGAGGCUAUUCUUAAUGAUGAGGCUGUUCUGAGGAUUAAGGGACGCAUUUGCGUUCCUAGGGUUGGUGGUCUAAUUAAGUUGAUUUUGGAGAAGGCUUACAGUUCUAGAUACUUCAUUCAUCUUGUUGCUACAAAGAUGUAUCGCAAAUUGAGACAGCAUUAUUGGUGGGGUAGGAUGAAAAGGGAUAUAGUGGAUUUCAUUUCCCAGUGUUUGAAUUGCCAGCAGGUUAAUUGUGAGAACCAGAGAUCGGGUGGCAGAGCGACUCAGUUCACUUCCCAUUUUUGGAGGACUUUGCAGAAGGAAUUGGGGACUCAGUUGAAUCUUAGUACCGUUUUUCACCCACAUACAGAUGGUCAGUUCGAGAGGACUAUUCAAGUGUUAGAGGAUAUGUUUCGAACUUGUGUGAUUGACUUUAGUGGUCAUUGGGACCAGUUCCUACCUUUGGCAGAGCUUGCGUACAACAACAGUUACCACUCGAACAUUGACAUGGCUCCUUUCGAGGUUUUAUAUGGUAGGAGAUGUCAUUCUUCAAUUGGUUGGCUCGAUGCAUUUGAGGUUCUAUUAAAGGUUUUACCCAUGAAGCGUAUGAUAAGGUUCAGGAAAAAAGGCAAUUUAAGCCUGAGGAUCAUUAGCCCAUUUGAGAUUCUUCGACGUAUUGGUGAGGUGGCUUAUGAGUCGGCUUUGCCACCAGGCUUACCGGAUGUUCACCCGGUGUUCCAUGUUUCUAUGUUGAAGAUGUAUCAUUCUAAUGGGUCUUAUGUCAUCCAGUGGGGCUCAGUAUUGUUCGAUCAUAAUUUGUCCUUUAAGGAGGAGCCGGUAGCGAUAUUGGAUAGGCAAGUGAGAAAGUUGAGAUCAAAAGAGAUAGCUUCAGUGAAAGUACAAUGGAAGCAACGUCCAGUUGAGGAGGCUUAG